This is a messenger RNA of Phycodurus eques (leafy seadragon), 2816 nucleotides long. RefSeq names its product MANSC domain containing 1 (gene mansc1). The transcript is spliced from 3 exons. The record is from RefSeq and is a predicted model, not a curated record. Bases 553 to 1815 code for a protein of 420 amino acids. Lineage: Eukaryota; Metazoa; Chordata; Actinopteri; Syngnathiformes; Syngnathidae.
GCCGCCGGCGGGCUCGCUUCGGCGGCGCAACCGGCAGGUGCGGACGUCCUGGAGCUCAGUCGGCUUUGGAAGCUCGACGGUAGCAGGGAGCGGCGCGUGCCGAGUCUGCGUCUUUUGUCAACUGAGAAGAAUUGGCUCGAGAACAAAGAGGACAAAAGGAACGAGAAGCCGUUUCGCGGCUUCGGAAGCGAUUUCGGGGUCCGAGCGGCGAGCUAGCCGCAUUAGCAUGAGCCGAUCGGUCGCGUCGGCUUCCUGAUGAGUUGCUGACACCCGAGUCGGGUCGAUCCAAAGUCCACUCGGUCCGUCUUGACGACAAACAGGCAGGCAAAGUCCUCGCGUGUGCACUUCGGACUCGAAAGGUUCUGUCGAAGCCCACAAGACGAAGAACGGAGAUGAUGAUGAUGAUGUAGACCUGAUGCCUGCCUGCACCUUUUUCCUCUCCGUCGCCGAACCGCAAGAACCUUUUUCGAGCUUCUAUUUCUGUCCUAUUUCUUCGGGAUCCUCGCAACUCUGCACGAGACUUCCCGGAAGGCCGCCGGCCGUCGUCCCGCCAUGACCCGGGCGCUCCCGCAGCUCGUCCCGCGGCUGCUGCUGCUGCUGCUGCCGGCGCUGCUGCCGGCCCGCUCGGAACCCGAGCGCUGCUUCUCCAGGCAACACCCGAACGCCGUCGUCAACGCUCGGGCGGCGCUCGCCGGCGCCGCCGUCAGUGUCCGGGCCCUGGCGUCGGAGCGGGACUGCGUGCUGGCCUGCUGCUCCCAGCCGGGGCGGCCAGGUGAGCGCAACGCAACGCAACGCAACGCAACGCCGCCGCCGCCGCCGCCGCCGCGUCAUCGCCGUCUACCCGUUUGCGCAGGCGCCCAGUGCGACGUGGCCGUGUUCGACGGCAACAAGCGCGGCGGCGAGGCCAACUGCUUCCUGUACCGCUGCCCGGGCCGGCGCGACUGCCCGCUCGCGGAGGCGCCGCCGGGCGUGAGCACCUACGACAUCUUCAAAGGUGCGAGCCACCCGAGUCCUCUCCGUCCCGUCGGCACGACGACCGGCGCCGGCCGACCGCUCGCCGUGACGACUGCCGUCGGCGCCGCCCCCGUUCCGGGAACCGCCGCGACGGACGCCGCGUCCGCCGGGACCGGCGAAAAGACCGGCAAAAAACUCGACAAGACAAAAACCACCAAAAAGACAAAAAGUCAUCCGGCCAAUGAGGAGGCGGGGUCUAAGACAGCUGACAAACGGCCCACAAGUGCUCCACCUGCGACUGCGCCUAUUACCGCCACCAUGACUCCGCCCCCUACGACCAUCACUUCCCCCCCUAUGACCGUGACUCCUCCCGCGACCAUCGCGGCGACUCCCACUAUAAAAUGCACUCCGCCUCCCCCGACUGCGACUCCUCCCACAACUAAGACUCCCCUUGCUACUGCCACUAUGACUCCUCCUACCACAACCCAAACUCCGCCUCCUCCAAGCACAACUUCGACGACGACUGCCGUGACUCCUCCUCCUGCCACUGUGGCUCCACCUCCUAAAACCGCGACCCCGCCUCCUACAACUUUGACCACGCCCACUCCGUUGACAUCCAGCAGUAGGCAGAGUCAGAUGUCCGACGCGCUCGUCGGUCCCCACGGCGACGCCUUCCAGAACGCCAGCGUGAAAACGGCGUCGGGGGCGGGGCCUUCGAAGAGCGGCGCGGCGGUGUUCCUGGCGGUGGGCGUGGCCGUGCUGCUGCUGGCCUUGGCGGCGGGCGGGCGCAAGGCCAUGGAGUCCUUCGACAGGCGCCAUUACACCAGGCUGGAGCUCAACGACCUCCACUACGACCUGUGAACCGGCGACGCCGCGCCGCGAUUGGCCGCCGAACGCCUCGGCCCGUCUCGAUUGACGGCAACCGACGACGGCGGGACGUGCCGCUAUCACGUGACCGUAGCGAGUUGGUCUCGGGCGGCCAAUGGGGAGACACGUUGACGUGAGUCAUGAGUAUUUGCGAUGUGUCCAAACUCAGGAAGAUGACAUUUCUGGGCCUGCUGCGGCGCAAGCUGGCAGUCCGGAUUACGAUUGCUCAUACUUAUAUCUUAUUUCCCCCCGUCCCCAAAGUACAGCUCGCACCGUUUCACAGAGCCGCACAAAUGAGGAACCAAAAGAUGCCUCUCGGCUGUACUUUGAUCAGAAUUGUUGUUUUUUUGUAUGAAUUCCGUGCUACCGUGGCGACAUAUAAUCGUCCCAAAACGACGCAUUAACUGCCAUUGAGAAUGAAUGGGCCGCCGUCCAUUCCCACGUUGAACAGAUUUGACAUACUGUACUUUCCUCCUCCUCCAACUUUUCUUGACCAAAUUAGACCCUUCCAUCAAUAUGUUCAGCAACAUUUUUUUUUCCAUUUUCCAGAAUAAAAGACCCAAAUUACGAUUUCUUUUUUGGCCUUCUGUACUCAUUGGAAAUGAGAGCAUUUAAAGACUUUCUUUUUCAUUGAGAACAAAGGUUUGAAUAGUUCUCCAAGUCAAGUGUUGACAAAUGCACUUUUUGGACUCGCAACAGUCAGCGGGCCCAUUCAAAAUUUCUGCACGACUUUUGCAGUCGAGUUCCUAAUAACUGUCAUAAUAACCAUACUGGUCUGUCAUUUCAUCACCUGCAUGUCUUCUUUCUGCCUACACACUCACUAAACACACACACACUUUGGAUGUAACACACAUUUUAAGCUGAACACUUUCUGGUAUGAAUGACUUUUUCUGGAGCUUUUCUUCGUUGUUCCUACUCCGCAGUGUCACCCCUUGACCACACGGUGGCGGCAGCAGCGGGCCCAAUCACUCGCCCCCCCCCCCCCCACCCACACA